AUGGUUCACGGACAGGGCACAGGCAGCAGCCCUGUCAGUCCAUGGGCAACCUGUGCCCCUGGAGACAGUGGGGAGGAGGUAGCAGGUACAGGUGAGGGGUCAGCAGGGGAGAGGCAGUGUGGUGCAGUGGUGACUACGUGGGCACUGGAACCAGACCACCUGGGCUCCAGUCCCCGUCCCAGGCAGCACGAGGGGCAGCUCCGUGCAUCCCUUUCCCCUGUGAAAGAAUGCAAGGGUCCUGAUGCCUUGACCCGCCCGCUGCUCGCGGCCUCCCUCGCGGGCGCCUUGGGCUCCUCCUUCCUCUCCGGCUACAGCCUGUCGGUGGUGAACGCGCCCGCCCCGCACAUCAAGGCCUUUUACCGUGAAUCAUGGGAAAGAAGGCGUGGAUAUCCAAUAGACCCAGAUGGUCUGACCCUGCUCUGGUCUGUGACUGUGUCCAUAUUCGCCAUCGGUGGACUUGUGGGGACAUUAAUGGUGAAGAUGAUUGGAAAGGUUCUUGGAAGGAAGCACACUUUGCUGGUCAACAACGGGUUUGCGAUUUCUGCUGCAUUGUUGAUGAGCUGUUCUCUCCAGGCAAAAGCCUUUGAAAUGCUCAUCGUGGGCCGCUUCAUCAUGGGCAUAGAUGCAGGCAUCGCCCUCAGUGUGCUCCCCAUGUACCUCGGCGAGAUCUCACCCAAGGAGAUUCGCGGCUCUUUGGGGCAGGUGACUGCCAUCUUCAUCUGCAUUGGCGUGUUCACUGGCCAGCUACUGGGCCUGCCCGAACUACUGGGAGUGGAGAGUACCUGGCCAUACCUCUUUGGAGUGAUUGUCGUCCCUGCUAUUGUCCAGCUGGUGAGCCUGCCCUUUCUCCCCGAGAGCCCACGCUACCUGCUCUUUGAGAAACACGAUGAAGUGGGAGCUGUAAAAGCAUUCCAGACAUUCCUGGGCAAAGCAGAUGUCUCCCGAGAGAUGGAAGAGAUCCUGGCUGAGAGCUACAUGCAGAGGAACAUCCGCCUCGUGUCUGUCCUGGAGCUGCUGAGGGCUCCCUCCGUCCGCUGGCAGAUUGUCACUGUGGUCAUCACCAUGGCCUGCUACCAGCUCUGUGGUCUCAACGCGAUUUGGUUCUACACCAAUAGCAUCUUUGGAAAAGCUGGGAUCCCUCCAGAAAAGAUCCCAUACAUCACUCUGAGCACGGGUGGCAUUGAGAUUUUGGCUGCCACCUUCUCGGGCUUGGUCAUUGAGCGUCUGGGACGGAGACCCCUCAUCAUUGGUGGCUUCGGGCUAAUGGCCCUCUUCUUCGGGAUCCUCACUAUCACACUGACGCUGCAGGACUGUGCCCCCUGGAUCCCUUACCUGAGUAUCGUGUGCAUCCUGGCCAUCAUUGCCUCCUUCUGCAGCGGACCAGGUGGCAUUCCAUUCAUCUUGACUGCCGAGGUCUUCGAGCAAUCACAGAAGCCAGCUGCCUUCAUCGUCGCGGGCACCAUCAACUGGCUCUCCAACUUUGCUGUCGGGCUCCUCUUCCCAUUCAUUCAGAAAAGUCUGGACACCUACUGUUUCCUGGUCUUUGCCGCAAUCUGUAUCACAGGUGCUAUGUACUUCUAUUUUAUCCUGCCUGAGACCAAAAACAGAACCUAUGCAGAAAUCAGCCAGGCAUUUACCAAAAGGGACCACGCAUACCCACUGAAAGGGAAAAAUGACUCAGCUGUGACUGAUGACAAGACUAAAGGAAAGCCUGAGCCAGAUUCCUCCUCCACAUUGGACGGUUAUGACAAAAACAGGAUUGUCUAGAUGGAUGACCUUCCAUUUCAGGAAACCAAAGACUUCCGCAUUUUUGGAAGGCUUAAACUGAUUGAAGCCAUGCAAAUCUUACAUGACUAGGUGUUUAAAAAUAAACCUGUGCUUACCUAAUAUCACAACCAUUUUGACUUUAUUCACAGCUGAAUAUCCCAGACUCUACUGGAAACUGGAAAAAAAUCACGCUGUGAUUCAGUAGACCCAACAUUUUUCUAUAUAGACCAAUGGCCUGCCUUCUUCAUGACUUAACCAAUGACUUCAAAAUGAAAUUGGGGAAAUUGUGUUUGAAUGAUUUCUCAAAGAAAAACAAUUUGGUCUCACAGAAGACCAAAUGGACUUAAAUCACAGACUGAGGUUCUAGUCCAAGCUUGACCAUAAGUAGCCCUGACCUGCCCUCAGCCUGGAUCCUGGAUUCUGCAAUAACCGUUAGUGUAGGAGCUGGAUGUAGACUUUCAGAAUACAUGAGAAAGACUCUUCAUACCUCCUAAUAAAUGCUGUUACCAAACUUUGUCUCUGCCUUGUGGACCACGGGCUUAGGAGAGCCUAAUACCAUCCCUCCAUCUUGCAGAUUCUGCCUUUCCCAGGCAUGUCCCAUGGGGCUCAAGAUUUCCAGAUCUGAAGCUAUCUUUGCCUUGGACUAUUAGACUCCUGUGUGCUCCCAGAAAACAUAAAGAAUAUCAGUGUGUGGAAGACUUUGAGAGGCAGAUACAAGAAAUAACUUUCCCAUAAUUGGGGCAGGGACUGCAAAAUGAACUCUGUUAAAUUGCAAAACAAUGUUGAGAAUAAUCCUGAGGCUAACCUAGGCUUGGUGGGAAAGAACUUCAUGACUGAUUGGUAAUGUCUGCCCCAGAUGCAGGAGUGAGCAUGUUGGCACAUGUACCUCAUGCUUCCCAAGUCUAGAAGGGAUUUAUCUGAAAAUAUACUGAGCUGCCUUGAAUGACGGUGAGUUCACCAUCACUCAAAGUGCUCAAGCAAAGGCUGGGUGAUUACUCAUCUUGACUGUUGUUAAGGAAAUCUAAGUGUCAAUUUUGAAGGAAGACAUUUGGGGUAGAUAUGUUUAAGGGCUCUUCCAAUCCUUACAUGCUAAGGCUGUUUUUGGUUGGAGCAAUUUGCAGCCUUCCAUUGUAAUGCAUGGCUUGUGGUUUGGGCGAUUCCCUAUAUUGCUUCGAGAAUGAAACAAACUCAAAGUGCCCAUAAGUUAAUAAAGUGCACUUAAAUUAGCACCAGUGUGUUUGAAUUUAGUAUGUCAUAGAAUAAGGAGUAGGGCCAGAGAGGAAAGGCUCUGGUCCUAGCAAUGCCACUGGAACCUUUUCAGCCACAAUCCCUUAAGACUUCUCUAAUCAUUGUCAAGCAAAGGCAGCUUUAGCCAAAACGUGAGUUCUGAUUUUCCUUUCUUGCUGAAUUUUCUUUUAUAACCGGGCCUCUCCUUUGGCUGACUGCUAACUCAUUGCACUGUCCUCCAGCUUUGGUUUGGCUCGGCAAUUUAUUCAGUGUUUGUCAAUAUAGAGAGAAAGUAAUAUGUGAAUAUCAAAAGUGCCUGAGACCAAAAGAGCCAAAUAAAGUAUAAAAUAAAAAUCUUA
Galeopterus variegatus (Sunda flying lemur) is the source of this 3353-nucleotide messenger RNA. It is a transcript of the gene SLC2A9, whose product is annotated as solute carrier family 2 (facilitated glucose transporter), member 9. Gene Ontology annotation, molecular function: hexose transmembrane transporter activity. The record is from RefSeq and is a predicted model, not a curated record. NCBI's taxonomy places the organism in Eukaryota, Metazoa, Chordata, Mammalia, Dermoptera, Cynocephalidae. Gene Ontology annotation, biological process: monosaccharide transmembrane transport. Gene Ontology annotation, cellular component: membrane. Bases 1 to 1767 code for a protein of 588 amino acids. The transcript has 14 exons.